Messenger RNA from Penicillium manginii, 3447 nucleotides. Its product is annotated as calcium/hydrogen antiporter. Gene Ontology annotation, biological process: intracellular calcium ion homeostasis; calcium ion transmembrane transport. Bases 1 to 3447 code for a protein of 1148 amino acids. NCBI's taxonomy places the organism in Eukaryota, Fungi, Ascomycota, Eurotiomycetes, Eurotiales, Aspergillaceae. The record is from RefSeq and is a predicted model, not a curated record. Gene Ontology annotation, molecular function: calcium:proton antiporter activity. Gene Ontology annotation, cellular component: membrane; endomembrane system. The transcript is spliced from 5 exons.
AUGGCAGAUAAGAGAGACAAAGACACCGACAACUCAGAGGCGUUGUCAGCGUCGGCAUCAUCACAUCCUGCAGGAACACCAGCAAGUGACUAUGUUUCCGCCUCAUCGGUACCUCCAGUGAGGCCUGCGGCAUCAACCCGGAGAACAUACGGGACCCUGGAUGCAUAUACGAUCGAGUCAACGUCUGAAAAUCGCCUCGACGAAUCCCUGGAUGAUUUAUCAAGCCGCCCAUUCGUCUCCCCGUCUCCAGCCCCCGAUCGGCCUAGAAAACCCUCCGUCACCAGACGAAUGUCUUCCAAACGUCAAGUUCCCCAUAAGGGCCAGGAGUUCUCGACCGACGACGAUGUUCAGGAAGUCGAGGAAGACAUCGCCUCCUACCAGGCCUCUACCACGCAGCCUUCCCCGAGACUUCGUCCCUUGCGUGCGCAGAGCUCCACUCUGAGACGACGCCCGAGUGCCCGACCCAGUCCACUGACGCGAGCCGAGUCCGAUAAUCUUGAAGGAAAUGACGCCAGCUUGCCGGCGCCUGGUCUCGAGGCAUCGAUCGAAAUCCCCUCGUUGCGAGAGUCGGAUGGGGAGGAGGAGGAAAUGAGUGCUGACGAGCCGCUUGAUACGGAGGAUGACGAUGACGACGAUGAAGAUGAUGUGGAUGACGCGAGUGACGCUGAGAGCUUCACGCUCAAGGACCGACAACAAGCCAUUAACGAAACUCACCCUUUCGGCAUUAGGAUAUGGAAACCGGCCCUGUAUAAAAAGAGCCGCUCGGUGGAGAAGACCGCCGAAGGUGAUAUCCACUCAUCUCCAGGUGGGCGGGUCAGCCCUAUGCUCUUCUUGACCAACAUCCUCUGGUCCCUGGUUUUUGGUUGGUGGCUUGCGCUGGUCGCUCUAUUGGCUGCAAUCGCAUGUUUCGUCUUCGCAUAUUCCUCCAGCGCUGUGGCCUAUGGGAGAGUAUUUUCGGGUCUCUCCCGAUAUCUGUUCUACCCAUUCGGCUCCUUCGUUCUGCUCGAGACUGAUGAGGUUUACGCGGAGGAGGAUGAAGGUGAAGGACGCAGUAUCAGCGAGUAUGAGCAGUGGCAGAAUGGUGAUUUGGAACAUGGUCGGCUUUUCUUUGGCCCGCACAGGGAUAGGUCCCUCGUUGGUCGACGUCGAAAUAGUAUUGAUUCUGCCAGUGAGAAUGACAGUCUUCUGGGUCGAACGCAACGAGGAGGAGAACGUCAGGAUUCCUCACAGUUUCCACAGUCCAAGCGCCGCCUUUUCGGUCGUGGAGAGUGGACUAUUGGCCGAGUUGUCUUUUUCGUCUUCUUCUAUUUCCUAGUGGGGCCAUUAAUGCUGAUGGUUUCGCUCGUUUGCUGGCUGCUUGUCUUCCCGAUUCCGAUGGGUCGGGUGACAACCAUCCUUGCGAGCCAUCUCCGGCGACACCCUCUCGCCUUGUCAUUUCACUCUGAUACCUCAUAUGCUAGACUCAGCUCGGGGUCUUCUUCGCCUUCCAUCCUCCUCUGCACAUACCGAGCCGCCGGAUCGAGAUACUGGAAAUAUACGAUUGAUGGUACGAACAUUUUUUUCAUCAACUUGCUUGGCAUCGUCGUCUUUGUGAUUGCCGACUACUUCCUGCUCGAUAAAUUCCUGGGCUUGCAGUCCUGGCUGACCCACCCCGGUCUGAUCUUCACUCUGGCUCUUUUCUCCGUUAUUCCACUCGCAUAUUUCAUUGGGCAAGCCGUGGCCUCGAUUUCGGCCCAGUCAUCAAUGGGCCUGGGUGCUGCAAUCAACGCAUUUUUCUCGACGAUUGUAGAGGUUUAUCUCUAUUGCGUUGCUCUGACCGAGGGCAAAGCUCAGCUGGUUGAGGGCAGCAUUAUCGGCAGCAUCUUCGCCGGUAUCUUGUUUUUGCCUGGCCUCUCAAUGUGUUUCGGCGCUAUCAAGCGCAAAACGCAACGAUUCAAUGUGAAAUCCGCCGGUGUGACCUCGACAAUGCUCCUAUUUGCUGUUAUUGCUGCCUUUGGGCCCACCCUUUUCUACCAGGUUUAUGGCAGUCACGAACUGAACUGCCACGCAUGCGAGCAGCCCGGGGUUGAUAGGGACUGUCGCCAGUGCUAUUUCUCCCAAACUGCUGCGGUCCACGACUCAUUUUUCGAACAGGCGGUCCAGCCUUAUGCAUGGUUCGCUGCCAUUCUCCUCUUUUUAUCAUACAUCAUCGGCCUUUGGUUUACCCUUCGGACCCAUGCCGCCUUGAUCUGGGCUACAGAACUGGAGGAAAAGAAGGCUGCUCAGGCCGCUCAGGCCGCCCACGCUGCCCACGCUGCCCAAUCUGCCCCAGAAUCUUUCUCCUAUGAGCCAAGACAUCUGCUGUUCUCUAGCGGUGCUCCCGAGGCCUCUGGUGCCGCUACUGGCAACAAGGACUCUAUUCGGGAGUCUCAGCUGUAUAAGCGUAUCGUAGGCCAAUCACUCAAGCACUAUGGUCUAGAUGACGGCAAUGCUUCCGUCAACUGGGAACAAAACGACAGUAGCUGUUCUACCUCCACCGAUCCCAAGGGAAACACGCCCCAUUUGGUCCCUCCUCGAACAGCCGGUGCUGAUGAUUGCCCUGUGCCCAAGGCCAUUCGGGGUCUUACUGGUGAAGACAAUGAGCGUCUUGUGCGUCAGGUCACCGAUGUUGCGGCAACUGCUGCGGCAAUGGCUGCUCGCGACGCGACUAAGAGUCGUAAGCCUGCAGGUCAACAAACUGCCGGACGCCAAGCUGGUCGGGCAAUGGCAGAUCAUGUGAAGCCUCCUGGUGACGAGCCAGAUGCUUCUGGUAUUGUUGUCGAUCCCGCCGCCCAUGCCGCGACUGGGGGAGGUCAUGAUGCGCCGAAUUGGAGCAAGUCUAAGAGUGCGAUUAUCCUGAUGGGAGCCACGAUUCUCUAUGCCAUUAUUGCUGAGAUCCUUGUCAACACGGUUGAUGUGGUCCUGGAGAAUGUGGAUAUUGAUGAAAAGUUCCUCGGCAUCACUCUUUUCGCUUUGGUGCCUAACACGACUGAAUUCUUGAACGCUAUAUCCUUCGCAAUGAACGGUAACAUCGCCCUAUCCAUGGAAAUCGGCUCUGCAUACGCAUUGCAGGUCUGCCUGCUUCAGGUUCCCGCCCUCGUCCUCUUCAGCGCCAUCUAUACCCAAUCAAUUGAUCCCGCCGAACUCGCUCGACACUCAUUCAACCUCAUCUUCCCGCAAUGGGACAUGAUAACCGUAAUCCUCUGCGUCUUCCUCCUAUCCUACGUCUACGGCGAAGGAAAAAGUAACUACUUCAAAGGCUCCAUCCUGGUCCUCACCUAUCUCGUCGUUAUCAGCGGCUUCUACAUGUCUGGUUACAGUAACCUGGAUAACAUGGGCAUUGACCGAUUCGAUACCCUUGCUCUGGGAACAAGCCAGUCGCAAAAGUUUUAUACUAUUGGACGCACGCGUGCUGGGGUGGCUUAUUAG